GGGAGGUUCGGUUCGGCUUAAUAUUGGUGGUGAAGAUGGGGCUCGCUUAGCCGAUUCGCAACUUGGCAAAUCAACGCCUUCCCAGACUGCUGUCACAGGGAAUAAAUAAAACGGCCUGGCAUGGGAAGAAAUGAACUCCCACCACACGACCUCUAAACCCUCUGACUUGCUUUACGCCAGGCUUGCCCCAGGAAUGCCGACAGUUUCUAAUCAUAAUGUCGGGCUUAAAAAAUCAUUCUCCGUACGGAAUUGCUCCAAAUACAGUAAAUUCAGAAACGCAAAAUGUUGCCCGGCCGCAAGAUGAAAAUUCAAACUGGAACAUGGAAGUCGCUUAUGACCGACUGGAAACAAGAAGCCCCUUAAUUGCGCGGUUGAAUACUGUGUGUCCUCCUACAUAUAUGAACCCGCAGGCACCUUGUUCUACAUACGACGAUUCCAAUAUUACUGAGCAGCAACGCUACUCCUCAGGCUUUGUCGCUAGCAGUGCCGACCCCUCACUCUAUCCCUCACAAAUCCCUCGCGUGGGUUACUACGUGGAUAGUGCCGAUCCCUCCCCUUAUGCAGACGACACUGGAAUUCGAACGCCUGGCAAUGAAGCCAAGCUUGGGAUGGCUUCAGAGUUGCCUCAAAUGGGUAUGAACAAUGAUGCUAAUUCCGUGCUACGACAACAACAACAACAACAACAGUCGCAUCAACAGCAGCUACAGGCACUAACAAACCAAUCUGCCUUUAACCAUAUGGGUUGGGACGUAGCUGGUCACUUUCUGCCUGGUGACUCUGGUCGUUUUCCCGCCGUAACAGACGCAUUUUCGAGUCAAUUCGUUCCCUUGCAACAUCCCCAACACGAUACUAACCCUUACCACGGACUCCCUAAUGCAGGUGCCUAUCCUGAGGUUUAUCCGGCCGACCCGACCUCGUCGUAUUCCGGCCCAUUCACUGAUCAGCAAGGCAAUUUCGGCUCAUCGUUCGGUGACGUCGUGCCCGGCGGAAACCCAACAUCUUCGAACUCACCAGCAGUGCUAGAGCUGUCAGGACACUCACCGACCCAUCUCUACGGUGCUGGUGAUGCUCCUCGUCUGCAACAACUUCACCAGCAACCGAGACAGCAGUUCCAUGUUUCUGACUACGGCCAGUUUCACGUCCCAGCUGGAACCAACAACCCAAAUGCUAAUAAUGGCUUUCGAGUUCCGUUUGGUGGGUCCAGCCCCGGCCCAGAGUUGAGUCAAACAUCUUUCUAUGACGGGCCAGAGUUUCCAGCACCCGCUGAAUCUUCACAUGCUUCCCUUUUGAGGCCCUCUACGUCUCACUCAGACUCCAUGGGCUUAAACGCCCCCGACAGAAACAAUCUUUUUCAACGGGUUAAAAAUGUUCUGCGACACCCAGAGCUGUUGUGCGCUAUGAAAGUAUUCAUGCCCUCCCUGGGUCAGAAGUCGUACGGUAAGGAGCGUCGCUAUAUAUGCCCGCCUGCGGUCGUCUACUUGCUCGGCAGCAGCUGGUUUCGAUGCCCACUCGACAAAAUAAAUAUCAUUGCGAACGCGGCUGAUGACCCUGACAACCUUAAAACGUCAGAGACGCCAACCUUUUACACGAGCUCUUCCGACAGCGCCACAAACCUUCUUUCGCUGGGUCAGGUGAAACUCGACGAUCCAUUGGAGCAACAACAAUCACCAUCUCCCAUAUGGGCGAAUACGGUGUUGAAAACGCUUUAUUACUCCGGUAAGGGGGAUCACAAUACGUAUGGCCGCUCAACUACCCUGCAGGUGCAUGUUCGGACCCCACAAAAGCGGAUAACUAUGGAUAAGCUUCGUAUUGGCAUCAUAUCGAAGCCGAGCCAAAAAAAAAUGAUGAUGAAAGUUUCGGAUUUGAAUAUCUGUCACGGCGAUUGUGUGAGUUUAUUCAAUCGGUUUCGCUCUCACAACAACCUCCCACGGUAUUUGUGCACAAAUGUCCUUAAUGACGUCGUUACAAAGCGAACAGAACACUUACAAUUCCAUGAGGAGUUUACGCCGGCCACAGACUUAGACUUAAUGGAAGCGUCAACAUGUCGAUUAAUUACAACAAACACCGUUUGGGAGCCAUUCAAUAUAUAUUCUGUGGAAGAGCUUGAAAACAAAUCAAGUUAUGAUCGGCGUAACACAGUUAUUUGCUCCAAUAUGCGCAUUAUAAUCCAAAGUCAAAUUACGGGUGUGCGUUCACCUCCGCUCAUUAUUCGGAAGUACGAGAACCGUAAAGCACUUGUGGUGGAGGAUGACCAGUUGGGCGACUCGAUCAAUUGUUUGUCUCGAUUAGCGUUCCAGUGUCCUCGUACAAAGUUAUUUUUGAAUUUGGACGAAUUUAGCAACGGUGAGAUCCGAUUUCUAUCGGCUGACCCGGCUCCUGGAGAGGGUGAUGGAAAUGGGGAAUAUGUGAAUCUUCCGUGGUCUGCAGUGUGGUCUAUCAUUACCACUCAGUCCGUUCGAACAAUGUUUUUUGACGACUGUUCCGGCAAUGAUGGCAUGCUCUCCAUCCCCUCAGCACCAAUCAUCAAGUUCAUUCGCAUGGAUGAGAGCAAUAUGUUGCAUGUGUAUGGCGUGAACUUCACCGCCGACGCCCAAGUCUGGAUUGGUGAAAAUCCAUGUCAGACGUAUUCGGUGACAGAUGUCGAAAUCGACGAGCCCACACUGCUUCGUGGACUUAUUUCUACUUCACACGUACCUCCGCGACUGCAUGCAUAUCUUGCAGAUUUGGCUGAUAUCAUUUGUCAGCCGCCGGCGCUAAGCGUAACUACAUCUCCAGAGUUACCGAUACUCGUUUCGCAACAAAACAUCAUUUUCCACAGUGGUUUCACCUGGCCAAUCCAUCCACAUACCCUGUGAAAUUUCGGGAUGGAUAGAUGAAACGGUUUGUCAUGAGCUGCGCCUUCGCUAAUACACGCUCAUCACGCGAAGGUCCUUGCCGGGUGGACCGUCGUGUAUGGGUCAGGCGACAAGAAUACACCGCAUACGCCGUGUAUGCGAUAAGCUAUUGCCGUCGCACCCGCUAUUCUUGAGCGUUUGCGUUUCUAAACGCCUUUGACUGCACUAUAAUUGUGCAUAGGCAUUAUGUUCAAUGACGUUCGUUUCGUUUCCAAACCGGACCUCGUUAGUAGACCCACUGGUGUCGGUCCGCUUUGUUUCCCUUUUCUCAUUGGUAACUUCUCCGCAUUGUCUAAGUUGUUUUAGGCGCAGAUCGCCGGAGAAGUUACACCGUCCUGCCCGACUAAUACUCUUUUUUGAAUUCAUCAGUCCGGUCAUCAAAUUCCCCUCCUUCAUUAUCCGCACACUUUUUUUUGAUCUCGCCCGAAUUCGAUAAGGCACGAAUGUUGUGUGAUGUUAGGAGCUAGCAGCUGUUUGGCAAUGGUAAAAGAAAAGCCAAGGCCAUGUCGUUGACUGCAAUAAAAAAUGCAAGCAAUGUUCUUGCUCGCUUGUUCCUAAGAUUUACUUAUUCUGGCGAAAAUGUCGCAUUGCUGCUCACUUAGCAGCGGUCCGGCAGCUUUCUUUUUAUACAGUUUAUAUAGUCUUAUAGAAAUAAGAAUAGUUUUCUCAUUCCACCGAGAACUCC
Molecule: messenger RNA, 3579 nt
Organism: Schizosaccharomyces japonicus yFS275
Lineage: Eukaryota; Fungi; Ascomycota; Schizosaccharomycetes; Schizosaccharomycetales; Schizosaccharomycetaceae
Product: CBF1/Su(H)/LAG-1 family transcription factor Cbf12
Exons: 1
Coding region: 216-2855 (879 amino acids)
Biological process (GO): positive regulation of flocculation; positive regulation of transcription by RNA polymerase II; regulation of transcription by RNA polymerase II
Cellular component (GO): chromatin; nucleus
Molecular function (GO): DNA-binding transcription activator activity, RNA polymerase II-specific; DNA-binding transcription factor activity; DNA binding
Source: RefSeq, a predicted model, not a curated record